GUCUCAGUUUGUCUGCUUCUGGAUAAAGACGCAGUUUCACCGUCACUUCAACAAACGGAGAAAAUCACUAUGAAGAUCCUGCUUUUACUGGUUCUGCUGGGAAUACACAGCGCGAGCGCACGAACUCACUCUCUGAAGUAUUUCCGCACUGGAUCAUCUGAAGUCCCAAACUUCCCACAGUAUGUGGUUGUUGGUUUGGUUGAUGAUGUUCAGAUGUAUCACUGUGACAGCAACACAAUGAGAGCAGAACCCAAACAGGACUGGAUGAGUAAUAUCACAGAUCCACAGUACUGGGAGAGACAGACUGGGAUCUGUUUGGGUUCCCAGCAGGCCUACAAAGCCAACAUUGAAAUUGCAAAGCAGCGCCUCAACCAAACUGGAGGUGUCCACAUUGUCCAGAAUAUGUAUGGCUGUGACUGGGAUGAUGAGACUGGAGAAGUUGACGGGUAUGAUCAGUUUGGUUAUGAUGGAGAAGACUUCAUAGUAUUGGACCUGAAGACAGACACAUGGAUCGCUCCAUCAUCACAGGCUUUCAUCACCAAAAACAAAUGGGAUGCUGAUAAAGCUCAACUUGCUUAUCUUAAAAACUACUACACCCAGUUGUGUCCUGAGUGGUUGAAGAAGUACGUGGAGUAUGGGAAGAGCUCUCUGCAGAGAACAGUGGUUCCCUCAGUGUCUCUCCUCCAGAAGUCUCCCUCCUCUCCAGUGACCUGCCACGCUACAGGUUUCUACCCAAACAAAGCCGUGUUGUCCUGGAGGAAAGACGGAGAGGAGCUUUAUGAGGACGUGGACCACGGAGAGACUCUGCCCAACCAUGACGGAACCUUCCAGAUGAGCACUGACCUGCGAGUGUCAUCAAUCCCACCUGAGGACUGGAGGAAGUAUGACUGCGUGUUCCAGCUCUCUGGUGUGGAAGACGUUGUCAAAGUACUGGACAAAGACGCCGUCCAAUCCAACAGAGCCAAAUCCGCCCCAUCUCCUGCGAGCAGCACUGAGGUGCAGCAGCUGAACACUGAGAGAGAAUAAAUGACAAAUACAUCACCGUUCCUUUGUUCCCGGAAUCAUUUCAUCCACUGGAACAAGGAGUGAUGUCACCAAAGGGAAAUAUUGAUUCUCAGUCUCAUCAGAAAUCACUGAUUACUGAUUGAUCAACAAACAAACAACACUUAUUCACAAAGUGGCAACAUUUGAAAACAUCAAUGACAAAUCUUCAUCAUUGUCAACACUUAUUUCAACUUAUUUCAACACAACUCUAAAUACACAUUGACUAUAUAGACUUUCUUUUCAUUCUCUGGUUGUGUAAAAUCACUGGGGACAACAGUGUAAGUCCAUCAGCGUCGUUCAAUCACACAUUUACAACGUGGUAUAGAGACUGUAGAUUAGCUGCAGGUGUCAUUGUGCUUUUAUUUGUGGCACAAUGUUUUGCCUCUUUACUCAACAAGAUAGAAAAUGAUUGGACACAUUUCCACCUGGUUUGUGUUGCAUCUCUAAACUCACUGUUAGUUCCAUUUGCGGAAAAUCUCUUUCUUCACUAUAUACACGAUGCCACACGUUAAUAAUAAUAAUCACAUAUUCAGUGAUGUAUCGGCUGUAGAUCCAAGACACAAACACACAUUAAACAAUAAGCAUCACUGCUUUUCCACUUGUAUAAAUAUGUAAAUAUUUCAGGCUCAGAGUAAUUAAUGUUUCUUUCUUUCAUGAUGUUUUGAUUAUAUAUCACUUAAUGUAGUGGCUAAGCCCCAGCUUAAAGCCACCUAGGGUCUGCAGGACAGGCUAAACUUAAUAACACGCUGCAUACACUUUCUGGCACGUCCAAUGAAGUCCAGUCAUUGGACUUCAUAACAAAAAUUGUUUUGUUAAGCAAAACAAAAGGUCGCACAUUUGUUUUGCUUAAUGUGCAACCUUUUAUUUCUCACGUUUUAGGCGCAAGAUCAAGUCCAACAAACAGCAGUAAAUCGGUGACGGAGACCACUGUGCCAUAAGCAUAUCUUAAAGCGGUUGAAAAACUGUGUGCUCUUCCGUCCGGCAACACCUGCCCAGUGACACAAAGUUCCCACCUUUGUAACAAAAAGAACACACCCACCACCUGUCGGCAUAAAUUGGUAGUGCAGCAGCUACACAAAGAAAUGGCUCCUACACACCGGCCCCUAAUUGUAAUGGAUACCAGACAUAGAAUUCUUUCAAAAAUAAACCAGGGAGCCAUAAUCAAAAUGAUACUUGAACACAUUUUACAACACAAAUUCUUUCAUGUAUCAUUUUCAUGUGAACCUUUGACCUUCUAUUCUGUACCCUCACAAAGCAAGCAAAGUUUUGGUGAUAGGACGAUCAUUUAAGAUGGCUUCAGCUUCACACAUCACUGUUUGAAGUCCAUCAUCAUCCAGUCUUUGCUGUUGAAGCACUGAACUCAGAAUCCUUCUCACCAUGCGGAUUACACGCUCCCAGACUCCACCAUGAUGUGAACCUGCUGGGGGAUUGAAACUCCACUUAAUUCCAUCCUUCCUCAAAGCUCCUUGAAUCUGCUCAUGAUUCAGCGAUGCAAGCGCCUCUCUUAGCUCUCUCUCUGCUCCUAUGAAGUUAGUUGUAUUGUCAGAUUGAAUAUGAGCAACUUGACCGCUUCUGCAAAUGAAACGACGUAGAGCAUUGAUGCAUGAAUUUGUAUCCAGAGAGUUAGCCACUUCCAAAUGGACCGCUCUGGUGGUUAGACAGGUGAAAACCACGCCAUAGUGCCCAGUGACACAAAGUUCCCACCUUCAUAACAAAAAGGACACACCCACCACCUGUCGGCAUAAAUUGGUAGUGCAGCAGCUACACAAAGAAAUGGCUCCUACACUUCAUAUGAAACAAGCUUGUUCAUGAAAUGAGAUUUGUGGGAUUUUUGAAGCUCGUCGACACACUGAUGUUUCAGCUUUGGCUUCUUAAACAUUUUGAAGAUGUGUUUAAAGAAAUGAAGUUGCACUGUUGUUUCUUUCCUUUUGUACUUCUACCUUGCUUUUCAAAAUUCAAUAAAGGCCCUGAUUUGUUCAAAUGUC
Molecule: messenger RNA, 3029 nt
Organism: Solea solea (common sole)
Lineage: Eukaryota; Metazoa; Chordata; Actinopteri; Pleuronectiformes; Soleidae
Product: major histocompatibility complex class I-related gene protein-like
Exons: 7
Coding region: 70-1026 (318 amino acids)
Biological process (GO): immune response
Cellular component (GO): external side of plasma membrane
Source: RefSeq, a predicted model, not a curated record